Molecule: messenger RNA, 1061 nt
Organism: Amaranthus tricolor (Joseph's coat)
Lineage: Eukaryota; Viridiplantae; Streptophyta; Magnoliopsida; Caryophyllales; Amaranthaceae
Product: pre-mRNA cleavage factor Im 25 kDa subunit 2
Exons: 7
Coding region: 130-738 (202 amino acids)
Cellular component (GO): mRNA cleavage factor complex
Molecular function (GO): mRNA binding
Source: RefSeq, a predicted model, not a curated record
CGUCCAAACACCAAUUGAUGUAAUAGUUUUCUUGCAAAUAAAUUAGAGUACCAAGUCUAUUAAAACACCAGGUAUCAAGUGUUUUUCUUCCCGCCCACCGCCUGAGAGAAAACCAGAAAGGAAGAAACCAUGGUGGCGUCGUCGUCUUCAAUGGUGUCUGUGUAUCCUCUUUCAAGCUACACUUUCGGCACAAAAGAACCCAAGCUUGAGAAAGAUACUUCUGUUGCGGACCGACUUGCUCGAAUGAAAGUCAAUUACUACAGAGAAGGCAUGAGGACCAGUGUGGAAGGCAUUCUGCUGGUCCAAGAGCAUAAUCAUCCACACAUUCUUCUGCUACAAAUUGGAAACACUUUCUGUAAGCUUCCUGGUGGUCGUUUGAAGCCGGGUGAAAAUGAAAUUGAAGGACUGAAGAGAAAACUUUCCAGUAAACUCGGUGCUAACUCGAGUGCUCAUCAACCUAAUUGGCAGAUUGGCGAGUGCGUUGCUAACUGGUGGAGGCCAAAUUUUGAAACCGUAAUGUAUCCGUACUGCCCCCCUCACAUCACUAAACCCAAGGAAUGCAAAAAACUUUUCAUGGUUCACUUGCCAGAGCGAGAAUACUUUGCUGUACCAAAGAAUCUGAAACUGUUGGCUGUGCCGCUCUUUGAGCUUUAUGACAAUGUCCAGAGAUACGGACCCGUAAUCUCCACAAUACCUCAGCAACUGUCAAGAUUCCAAUUCAACAUGAUCUCUCCUUGAUGUUCGUUCGGACAGGGGAAUGCAUUAUGCCAUGGGAGUUUCUUAUUCUGGGAUAGCAGUAGAAUUUUUUGCUAUGGAAGCGCAUAUGUCUGCAGUUUCCGUAGCAUUAAUAUCUGAAAUCAUCUAAUUAUACUGUACUUGCAGUCAGAUUGAGAGUUUCAUUGUUUUCGUAGGAUCUGAUGUUGAUGUGUAUUCUCGGAUUUAUGGACCUUUUUCUGUAGAAUGAUUGUUUUAGGCUUAGAUUUCUUUUGUAUUGUUUUGUUUUCAUUUGACUUAGUUUAAACGUAAUAGUAAUGGCACAUUUUAUUUUGGCUUUGUUUCCA